Ectocarpus siliculosus is the source of this 285-nucleotide messenger RNA. Lineage: Eukaryota; Phaeophyceae; Ectocarpales; Ectocarpaceae. The record is from the annotation of a GenBank genome assembly.
AUGUUUUGGAGAUCGGUCCCCAGCGUGCCAUGGGCCGGUCCGUCUCCGCGGGGGAGCAACAACGGCGCCGGCGGCGGUGCCGUCGGCGCCGGCGGUCGUCACGCGAAGGGGGGCAACGCUCAGAGGAAACAGCAAGCGCCGGAGCCGUACUCCCUGGGACACCUGAGAGUGCUCUUCCAGCGAUUAAUCGACGCGCAAGAGGGGAGGGUGGAGGGGGAGACCACGGUGGUAGAGACGCUUCGAGCCGCUAGCGCCCGACGACGCCCCCGGCGGCGACAAGGCUAG